AUACCCCGCGUGCUCAGGUUGUGUUAAACAGUCACUUCCAGCGAGGGGGUCGCGUUCUGCCCCCUCUAAACCAUGGAAAUGAGCCUCUGGAGUUUGCAGAGCUGGCAGUAAUCCGAGUUGAAAGAGACAGUGGAAGAAAGCUGAUAACUUCCGUUCCUCACUCCAGAACAGCAGACUUUCCUUUGACUCCUGUUUGAAGUCAGCGCGCAGAGAUUUAAGAGUUUUUUUGUUUUGUUUUUAACAGUCACGUGGUUCGUCCCAGAGCCCCAAAGCGCAUCAGGGUUCAUGUAGCGCUCUGAGAUUAGCGGAGUUUUGGCAGAAGGAGCGCUUUUCUCUGCGGCGCUGAGCAGACUCCGCGUCGAGGACACAGAGUCGGGAUUUCAAGGCUCCAAGAUGAUUUAAGACAUCAAGGCUUUGAUGAUUACAUUUAGACCUAAGACCCAUGCAAGACUCUGCUCAGUAAAUCUGCCUGUGGGACCCCCCCUCCCCUCUUAAAAGCCUUGUCAUUCAAAGGGAAAGGAUGUUUGACAAUCCCUGCUUGUUCAAUUAAUUGGAAACGUUGUCGGGAUGUUGGUCCCUCUCAUCUGCUACUUAGAAAGACAAAGGCUCGGCGGGGGGGUCUUCACACCUCCCUGCGUGGCGGUGCUAUAAAGCAAGGCCUUUCUGCGCAGAGUUGUAUUCAGCGUCCAGCUUCACGCGGAUCAGCACUGUCAGGAUGCACGCGCAGAACGGAGCGUCGGAAGUUUGCGAACACUCCGUGCGUAAUUACGCACGGAAGCCGCUUUUCCAGCUGGGUCUCGGGGAUCAGAGUACGUCGACGGCAAAGCGGCCCAACAGCGGAAAGUCUUUCACCAUCGAGGCCUUGCUGUCCAAACCAGAGGAGGCCGUGGACGCGCGCAGGAAUCCGGCUCAGCGCGGGGCCGCCGCUCUCCCGCCUCUUCAUGCACAUGCCGGGUUUCAGAUGCUUCCAGCGCCCUAUGUAUGGCACUCCACCUUCCACACGCAGCCCGGAUAUUCCAUCCCCUGCUGCCCCUCUCUGGCAUACCAACCAUCGUGCCGUGGAGCAUUUUACGCACAAGCUGCGAUGUCCAAAGUCAACGCAGGCCUGCAGUCAUUCAAAGCCAAGAGUGGGAAGUCCAAACGGAUGCGCACCAGCUUCACCAGCGAGCAGCUCUCCCGCCUGGAGAAGGAGUUCGCCCGGCAGCAGUACAUGGUCGGCUCGGAGCGGUUCCUGCUCGCCUCCGCGCUGCAGCUCACAGAGGCUCAGGUCAAAGUUUGGUUCCAGAAUCGACGCAUCAAGUGGCGCAAACAGAGCCUGGAGCAGCAGCAGGCCAAACUGGCCAAGCUGGGUCUGGCGCCCCCCCCAAAGAGCCCCGGGUCACAAGGCCACGAGGGAGACCAGGACGAGGACUUCUCCGGGUCAGAUGUGGAGAUCAACGUGAUGGAGGAUUCUUCCGAUCUCUGA
Messenger RNA from Oryzias melastigma (Indian medaka), 1465 nucleotides. It is a transcript of the gene noto, whose product is annotated as notochord homeobox. The record is from RefSeq and is a predicted model, not a curated record. The transcript has 3 exons. The coding region runs from base 716 to 1465 and encodes 249 amino acids. Gene Ontology annotation, biological process: regulation of DNA-templated transcription; neuron differentiation; central nervous system development. Gene Ontology annotation, molecular function: DNA binding; DNA-binding transcription factor activity, RNA polymerase II-specific. Lineage: Eukaryota; Metazoa; Chordata; Actinopteri; Beloniformes; Adrianichthyidae.